AUGAAGAUCGCCUCCUGGAAUGUGAGGGGCUUUAACCAAGCUCCCAAACAGCAAGAAGUGCAGAGCUUCUUUCUGAGACACAAGCUAGCAGUGAUGGGUGUGCUAGAAACAAAACUAACAGAACAGGCUUUUCAAAGAAUAAAAACCAGAAGGUUUCAAAAUCUGGAAAUGCAGCACUACAUUAAGGAGGGCUCCUCUAGAAGUAGAGUAUUGGUUAUUUGGGACCCUCACCAAGUCACUUUUGGAAUAACAAAGUUUGAUGAGCAAUAUUUACAUGGACAUGUAACCAGUGCAGUGACACAAAAGACAUUCCAGAUAACCAUUGUGUAUGGGCUGCUAAGUAUCAGCAAGCGAAGGAGGUUAUGGGAGGGAUUGGAUGUGAUUGGGGAAAGCAUGAACACGCCUUGGAUACUCCUUGGAGAUUUUAAUUCCCCAAUCUCAGUGGAAGACAAAGAAGGUGGUAUGCCGGUAACUGCUUAUCAAAUCUCAGAUUUUCAAGACUGUGUUCUACAUAAUGGCUUGGAGGACUUACCUCAAGUAGGUUGCAAAUACACUUGGUCCAAUAUGGAAGUCUCUUGCAAAUUAGAUAGAAGCAUGGUCAAUAAGAUGUGGAUGGAGCAAGAUAUGAGGGGAUUGGCUAACUACUUACCACCAGGUUACAUCUCGGAUCACACUCCAUGUGUGGUCAACAUUAUGGUAGCUAUAGAGCAACCAAAGAAACCCUUCAAAUUCUUCAAUAUGUGGACCACCCAUGAAGAUUAUAACAAGGUGAUGGAGGAGCAAUGGGUAAGCAUUGGGCUGGGCACAUUGCAGGGCAAGGCACAGUUCAGGUUCAAGGUGAAAUUGCAACGUUUGAAAGCCACUUUUCGGCAGUUUAACAGGCUACAUUUUCAGCACAUAAAAGAGCGAUCGCUACGGGCGCAAGAGGAGCUUCAAAGGAUGCAGGAAAAUGACUACGCUACUGGGAUUUUUGAAGAUGGAUACCAGCAAGUCCGAAAAAGAGCAGACAAACUCAGCAGGACAGAUUUUCUCUACUGUAAACAAAAGGCUAAGUGCAAGUACUUUAAGGAAGUGGACCGAAACACUACAUAUUUCCAUGCCUUAGUCAAGAGAACAAACCGAUGA
This is a messenger RNA of Zingiber officinale, 1125 nucleotides long. RefSeq lists its product as uncharacterized. The transcript has a single exon. Lineage: Eukaryota; Viridiplantae; Streptophyta; Magnoliopsida; Zingiberales; Zingiberaceae. The record is from RefSeq and is a predicted model, not a curated record. Gene Ontology annotation, molecular function: catalytic activity. The coding region runs from base 1 to 1125 and encodes 374 amino acids.